AUGGCCGAGUUCAAUCGCAUGUGCGGCGAGUACCACCGCGACGUCGCUCGACUCUCUUCUACUACCGCCUCGACUCCGAGUGGAACUUCCGACUUAGAACUGGUGCAGAGUGAUGCCGGGGAGUCGCUGGUUUCGUCAAAGGCGCAGGAUCCGCAGGUUGGACAGGCUCAGCAUGAUAGACAGGCUCAGCAUGAUAGACAGGCUCAGCAUAAUGGACAGGCUCAGCAGGUUGGACAGGAUCCGGAGGGUGGUGUAUGGUCGCCGCCCGUUGGAUUGGUUGAUUUCAGCCAGUUUUUGAAUGAGAACGAGGUGCCCGAGGGAUGUGCCGGAUGGGAGCAGUUCUUGAAUGGACAGAGUGGGGUCGAGCAGUCUGGGUCUGCCAAGUGA
This is a messenger RNA of Zymoseptoria tritici IPO323, 387 nucleotides long. RefSeq lists its product as uncharacterized. Lineage: Eukaryota; Fungi; Ascomycota; Dothideomycetes; Mycosphaerellales; Mycosphaerellaceae. The record is from RefSeq and is a predicted model, not a curated record. The transcript has a single exon. Bases 1 to 387 code for a protein of 128 amino acids.